AUUUGGACAAUGCAUCAACAUCUGUUAGACAGGACACACUCAACUUCCCUUUCCUUCCUCCUCACUCAUUCACCAUUAUCCCUCAGUGACACUACCGGGUCUACGAUGGCCGUCCCAGAGACGACCAGUCCUCAUUUAUGAAUAUUCGGUCUCCGCGACAAUGGAGGACAUAGCGGGGUUGAACUGGAGUUCGACCCCGGCCCGUGGACAGAACUCGAAACCAGCUCCUGCGACAUCAAACUUCUCUGCCUUUAACACGUUAAAGCCUACUCCUCCAGCCUCGGGAAGGGCCUCUCCAUUCAACUCGGCAUCGAUUCAGCCUCCCUCCAAGCCGUCUACCCCGGCAAACGACAGUUUCGCCAAUCUCGUUUCUUUCGGACCUGCGUCGCAUAAGAAUCUCUCGUUGUCGGAACAGCAGAGGUUGCAGGUAGAGGCCAAGUUACAGCAGCAGAAAACCCAGACUCAGAGAUUGAAUGAUCAGUAUGCUGGCGGAGAUGAUCAAUUUUGGAACAACCUGGGGAGUAGGAGAGGGACGCCUGCGGUCGACGCCGAAAAGAAUCACACUACAAACCAGAAGAAUAACGAGUUAGACGAUGCCGAUGACGAUCUAUUUGCUGCUUUCAAUAAACCAAUUCCUGUUAAAAGUGACACUAUUACUGCAUCUGUCCAGAAAAAGCCUGUGAAUGUUGAUGACAAUGACGACCCCUUUGGACUCUCAGAAUUCCCCCCCAGGCGGGCAGAUACCACCGCCACCGCGAGCACCGCCGCUGGUGAUGAUGACGAUGUGCUCGGUCUCCUAGGGAAGCCUGUACCUGCGGCCAGACCAGAAUCUCCCCCGCUCGCUGCGGAAGCGCAGGCUGCGGACCUUCAUCCGCAAGAUAAAGCUGUCGCAGAACUGGUCGAUAUGGGGUUCCCAGCGGACAAGGCAAAAGUCGCCCUAGAGGCUACCGAGUCGGGGCUUGACGUCCAAGCAGCUGUGGGCUAUUUAUUGAAUCAAGCCCAUGCUGAGGCGCGCCAAAAGACUCAGUCAAGAACUGCGUCCGGGCAAAGAGGUGAUGGCGAUAACGGCAGGAUGAGCUCCCGGCAUGAGGCGCAAACAUCAAGGACAAGACCGCCGUGGGAAGAAGGAGAAGGCUCUCGAAAUCGUACCAAAGGUUCCACUCACAAUGGAGAGAAGGAUUUCGAACAGCUUGCAGCAGAAUUCGGCACCAAUUUCUUGAAGACGGCAAAUUCUUUGUGGAAGCAAGGGACGAAACGAGUUCAGCAAGCAGUCCACGAAUUCAAUUCGGAUAGUGAGGCGGGCGGCCAGCCCCGAUGGAUGCGGGAAGUAGCAGAGCGACCAACCAGAAAAGAACAACCACAACGGCGGCCUGAGGCCGAGUCGGGGCGUGGUCGAAGGGGACCUAGUCCAGAAGCUCGCGCCCAAGCAAGCAUGACGGAUGAGGCGAUAAUGCUGGAAUCUAACAGACCAACGCCUGCACCACGACCUUCCUCCUCGUCUAGACCGGUUCGACAUUUUGACUCGAGUGCCGACAACUCUCGCGAUCACUCGCCAAUUAUACCCUCGCGACUGCGGGAAUCGCUUCCUCAGACCCAGCCAGCAUUUCUACGGCAGCAAAAUCAAUCUCCUGCCUCAAAUUCGAGAGCUAGUUUGAACCGCGCCGCCGCCGACGAACAGGCUGCUCAAGCAUAUGUCAGUUCUGCUCGACGGCGAAAGCAACAACCUCACCCUGUUCAUGAAGCGCCACCAGCAGCCGUUCCUGAAUCAAAUCUUCUCGAAGGCGGUUUCAAAGACACUUCUCCCGCCUUUCGUGCAGCGGCAACUCCUGCAGGAACGAGCAAACCUCCGCCUCGCCCUCAAACCCAUCCAUCGAAGCAACGCGUCGACUCGAACCCGGUUCAAGUCCGGCCCCCGGCUCCCAGCCGCACUGUCCCCUCCAUAUCAGUCAUCGCACUCCAGGCCAGUCAUUCCCACCGUGAAAAAGGCAACGAACAUUUCAAGCGUGGGGACUAUGCUUCAGCGCACCAGUCUUAUGCUACUUCCCUGUCGCACUUGCCGGAUGCUCAUCCGCUAACCAUAGUGCUUUUGACAAACCGUGCUCUUACAGCACUCAAAAUAGGCGAGCCGAAACAAGCCAUUGUCGACGCCGAUAGGGCCAUAAUGAUCAUCGGUCCGUCAAAGGGAGAGAAUGAGAUCAUAGAGAUCACCAGUUCGGGCGACAUGGGAAACAAGCCAAUGCGCGAGUACUACGGGAAAGCGCUAAUGCGCAAAGCCGAAGCACUGGAGCAGAUGGAGAAAUGGACUGAGGCCGCAGUCGUCUGGAGAGAAGCUGUGGAAGGAGGCCACGGCGGUUCCACAAGUAUCCAGGGCCGAAUGAGGGCGGAGAAGGCAGCAAAUCCACAGAAACCAAAACCUGCCCCUGCCUCGACCACUGUCGGAGCAAGGAAAUCAGGUUCCGCAUCUGCUCCACCAUCUUCGACGCUCCGCCGAGCGCCGCCGGCGCCAGCAUCUACCAGCCUGAAGCCAGCAGAAGCUGUUUCUCGCCUUCGCGCCGCGAACCUGGCCGCGGACAAGCUCGAUGAUGAAAAGUUCCGUCUCUCCGAGUCUGUCGACGCGCGGAUCAAUGCGUGGAAAUCUGGAAAGCAAGACAAUCUCCGUGCCUUGCUGGGUUCCCUUGACAGUGUUCUCUGGGAGGGUAGUGGGUGGAAGAAGAUAAGCAUGGCCGACUUGGUCCUUCCUGGCAAAGUCAAGGUGCAGUAUAUGAAGGGGAUUGGUAAGGUGCAUCCUGACAAGAUCCCUACCGAUGCCACUACCGAGCAGAGAAUGAUUGCCGGGGCCGUCUUCAGCGCGUUAAAUGACGCCUGGGACAAAUUCAAGGCCGAGAAUGGUCUAUAGUCUGGAGACGAGUUGUGAGGUCAAGUCAUUCCCCAGCGUGUAACGCUCUGUAUUGAGGAAAAUUGUUAGAGCAUGGCGAGUCUGCGAUAUAUAGAUGAAAGAGAUUUUUGACUUUUCACAAUCACCCAAACAGAACGCUGCCUUUGGUGCUGCGAGCUGCGAAUAUAGUCAUCACCGUGGUCAAUCGGUCGGAUGAUAGUGCUCAUAUAUUUGUACACUUGUCUCACACUUCCA
Molecule: messenger RNA, 3130 nt
Organism: Cladophialophora immunda
Lineage: Eukaryota; Fungi; Ascomycota; Eurotiomycetes; Chaetothyriales; Herpotrichiellaceae
Exons: 2
Coding region: 161-2896 (911 amino acids)
Biological process (GO): clathrin coat disassembly; clathrin-dependent endocytosis
Cellular component (GO): intracellular membrane-bounded organelle; vesicle; cytoplasm
Molecular function (GO): clathrin binding
Source: RefSeq, a predicted model, not a curated record